CAGUCGCCGGCUGAUUUUUUUUCCUUCAGCAGCCGCAAGCUCUAGCUUCAUUCUUCCUCUGUGCGCUGAUCGAUCCUUAUCCCGCCGCCCUUCCCUGAGAUUUUUCAGGCGCCACCGCCCUUGGGCUCCUACAAAUCUCCUCUGCCGGUGCUCCAAUUCACGAAAUCGCGUUCCUGUUCUUCCCAGCUGAGUUCUAGCCAUGGUGCCGGUCGAGUUCCUCCCCAGCUUCUUCUUCUAGCUCGCCCAGCCGAAGUUCCAUGGCGCUCCUCUCUGCCGGCGUUCUCCCCAGCCGCGCUCUGGCGUCCACCUCCGCUCGGCCGCGCGCUCCCUCCCUGCCCAGAUUGCAGACCUCCCUCUGCUCGCGCGCAUGGCCGUGGAGGGCCAAAUCCACACUGCGCUCGCCGAAUCUCACCUCUCUCUGCUCACCUGUGCCGUUGCCCAGCUCGCGGCGCUCUCUCCCUGGCGCGCUCGUCCGCCCCUGCUCCACUGCGCCGAGCAGUUCCCAGCCGAGCUCCUAUCCAGCCAUGCCGCGCCCUCCCUACUCCCUCCUGCAACUCGGUGCCUCUCCCAGCUCGCUGGUCGUCGAGUCCUUCUUCUCCCCAGCGCAUGGAUCAAGUUGUUGCCCCCAGCCAUGUCUUCAUCUCCCUCAACUGACACUUUCUGCUCGGCCACCUGCCAUGGAGCUCGCCCUGCCCCUGUUUCCAUGACCGGCGUCCCCAAGCUCCUCCCCUGUGCGUCGCGAUUUUCCCUGGCGCAGCUCGCUCCCUGUUCGCCGCGUGCUCUGGGAUCCUCCCUGAACCGCGCCAUGGCGACGUUGGACCGGUCGUUCCCUGCGCGCCAACUUCCCUGUGCGCGCCUCUGUUCCUCGUCGUGGUGGGGUCGUGGUGUGGCAACGUCGUGUGCAUCGCGACAGCCGUCCUGACCGCAAAGCAGUCCGCGCAAUAAAGUUCGUCCGGCCGCGACCUCGCUUUGCUCUACUAGAUCAGGAGGCGCACUUCGUGCGCCUUGCAGUAAUCAUGGCUAUUAUGAGGCAAGUGGUUUGUGGAUCAAUUCUUUUUAUUAUAACCAGAACCUGCAGACUCUGAAUGAUAUAUUCUUUUUUUCUCUCAGCACACAUUUUAUUAAUCUAAGAAAUUACUAA
Molecule: messenger RNA, 1141 nt
Organism: Zea mays
Lineage: Eukaryota; Viridiplantae; Streptophyta; Magnoliopsida; Poales; Poaceae
Exons: 1
Coding region: 368-922 (184 amino acids)
Source: RefSeq, marked validated